AUGAAGAAAGAUUAUUCGGUUCUAGUGCUGAUACACUACAACCUGGCAGCCUGGACUGGACUGGGACCCCCACCAUUCGCUGUCGGCGAGAGUUUUACUCUCGUCGCCAAAACGUCUUCUUCAAAGAAAAGGAAGAUUAGGCGUUCCUCCAGAGAAGAGGCCAUAGAUAGCCCCUCACCCGACACUCCACUGCAGUCCUGCGAGACCGACGAUAAUCCAAACUUCUCCUUCACCUCGGCCACUUUUGCUCCUUCACCCCGCGGCGACUCAGUGCCGCCUGCCUCGAGUCUGCCUCCCCAUCUCCUCCCAGAGUACGCUCAAUCCGUCGCCAGCUCAACGGCGGGCGAUAGUCCUCCUGCUCUGAACAGCGCCAGAGGCUCGUCCCCCCUCGUUAUCAAACCAUCAUACCACAGAACUAUCAUGGGUGGUGCUGCAGAAUUCCCAGAACGUGCUUCCUCACCGCUGAAAAGGAGAGCCUCUAGCAUGGAACCCGAGACUGGCGAGGAGGGCGUCUCUAACGAAGACGUGGACAUGGUCACGGUACCGCCGGCUGAGCCAGCUGCGCCAGCUGCCGCUGUCGCUGCAGAGGAAGAAACACAAGCCGAAGGUCAAAAACUGUCGCAACCGCCACAGUCCAUUGAGGCGCACAUCAAGUCGAUACGCACCUUCUGCGAAGAGUUUGAGUCGCGGCCCCUGGCAGACGGCGACCAAGUAUAUAUUGUGUCGCGAAAAUGGGUCGAGUCUGUAAUUGGCGACUCCAAGGACUCCAAGAAAUCCGCAGCCCUCGAUCCGACCACGAUUACGCCGGUCGAUAACUCGGACAUAAUUUGGGAAGUUAUUGAAGACCCUACCGUUGGUAGCAGUGUCGAUACACUCAAGAAAAGGUUCAUUCGACUGAAAUCUGACCUUGGACCUGAACAAUACAACAUCUUCCCGCCAACUGCCUGGAGUCUGGUAAUGCAAUGGCCGGGCUUGGCUGAAGGACAGUUUCCCAUCCUCAGACAUGCUCAUGCAACGAGCGACAAUGAGUUUGACCAGAAUGUGCAGCUGGAGAUGCACCCGCCAGUCUUCACCAUCUAUCGCCUAUGGUCUGCUCACAGCCCAAUCGCGAUCAAGCAAAUAAUCAAGAGCAGUCACCCGCCUCCUCCGCGCCUAGCUCGAAGCCGUACCUUCAGAUGGAGCACGUUUCUCAAGCAGUCCAAACACUUGACGGAUAUCGAACUCAAGUCCAAGGUUCGAGUUUGGAGAGUACCGCGCAAGCUACCCACGAGUGACUCGGUAGCUGGUUCAGCACUCACCCCGCCUUCCUCCCCGCAGGCUGAAGACUCCGACAGCCCUCAGGAUUCAUGGCCUAACAUGCUGAUCGAUGUCAACACGUUCAACGCUCUGGAGGAGCCCGCCGAGCGCGAAAAAGUGGACUUUAGAGACGUGACUGUUGAUGAAAACUACAAUGGACAUACCGAUCUUGCAAGACUAGCGCUGUCUACUGACCAGGCUAUUGUCUUGGAUGAGCAAAUCACAGGCACCACGUUUGUCUCGACUUUCACCAUCUCACAAGCCUCAGAAAAGCUCCCUGCUCCACGGGCCAACUCCGCCAGUGUAGUCUUGAAUCGCACUGCGAGGUCCGGCAGAACUAGUCCUGUACCAUCUGGACCGGUAACUCGUGGCAGAACUCACAAGUCUGGGCGGACCAUAGGAUGUACAGGUUUAGGAAAUCUAGGUAAUACCUGCUACAUGAACUCUGCGCUGCAAUGCGUGCGGAGCGUCGAGGAGCUUACGAAAUACUUCCUGUCUGGAGAAUGGGAGAAUGAAGUCAACCGUGAAAAUGUUUUGGCACAUAACGGAGACGUGGCUCAGGCCUAUGCGCUGCUUCUCAAAGAGAUAUACAGAGAGCCUCCUCCGCCUUCCGUCACUCCACGACAUUUCAAAAGCACCCUCGGUCGCUAUGCACCAGCCUUCUCUGGAUAUGGUCAGCAAGACUCUCAGGAAUUCGUAGGCUUUCUGCUAGACGGCUUACAGGAAGACCUUAGCAGGGUCAAGAAGAAACCCUACAUUGAAAAGCCAGAUUCCACUGAUGAAAUGAUCAAUGAUCCCAAAGCUAUUGCAAAAAUGGCCGAACAGGUCUGGGACAUAACCAAGCGCCGUGAUGACUCGGUCAUAGCAGACCUCUUCACCGGACUUUACAAAUCGACCCUAGUCUGCCCGGAUCCCAGCUGCGCCAAAGUCAGCAUCACCUUUGAUCCCUUCAACAGUUUGAGUCUGCCACUGCCCAUUCAGAGCAAGUGGUCUCACACCGUGAAAUUCUUCCCUCUCAACGAUCGUCCCAUCGAUAUCAGAGUCGAGCUAGACAAGUCCUCAUCCAUCAAGCAACUAAAGGAUUUCAUCAGCACUCGCACUGGUGUUCCCGCAGAGAGACUACAUGGCGCUGAGCAGUGGAAGAACAAAUUCUACAAGCAGUACCCGAACGGUGCUUGUGCUUCGGACGAGAUCACCACCAACGAUGAGGCCUGGAUCUACGAGCUCGAAGCAGCUCCGACAAACUGGAAUUCUGCAGAGUCACGAAAGUUGGAAAAUGGUAAGGCUAGACGUUCCCUUUUGGAGGAGGCCGAAGAGCCGAGCGAUGAAGUCUAUGAAGCUAUGAUUGUUCCUGUCAUGCAUCGCAUUAUCGCGGAUAAACAAUACGGUGCUCAGCGACCAUUGUGCCUUGUUCCCCACUUCAUCGUCGUGAAUCCAGAAGAGUCCCGGAGCGAGGAUGCCAUUCGUCGCAAGAUCCUUCAAAAGGUUGCUACCUUGACCAAGCACCAUUUCUUUGCUCGUGACGAAACAAAUUCGCCAGAGUCAGCAGAGUUCGUCAAUAGCGGCUCCGAUUUGAGCUCUAAUGAAGGAAAAAUUGUUGCUCAGUCUGUACAAGGCGAAGAUGACAUGGUCGACAUCACGAUGAGAGAUGCUGGCGACGCCAAGGUUGCUCAGGACGGAGAACCUAAGCAAUCUACAAAGAUCCCUCACUUCAAUCAGACUCCUCCAUCGUGGAUGGAUGCCAAAGAAUUCUUGCCUGGAGAGCUGCAAAAUAUGUUUGAGCUCAGCUACGUCACCGAAACUGGAUCACUACUAGCUACUGGUAAUAACAGUGUCAACGAGUCUUCUGACUAUCCGAGACUAUCAUCGAGAAUACCUGAUUCUCCUGGUUCGGACGAUGGCGGUGAUAGUGGUACAAACGGUACAAUCUCCAAUGACGAGGAAAGCCAGGAUGAGUCAUCGCAACAGAGUGCAGACGUCCCACCCACGAGGAUGGCUGAAGAGAGCGAAGAGGAAGACCCGGUCCCCAUUGUCAAGAUCCCGCACAGACCUAAGAGCUCGAAGACGAAUCAGAGGUUGCCUGGCGGAGCUAAGAAAAUGAAGCCGAAGAAGUACGGUAAGAAAGGCAGCAAGCGUGCACAACGACAGGCAGCACAGCUUGCCAGGAAGCAGCAAGCCCAACAAGAGCGGGAAGAAGCGAACUUUCACGUCGAAACCGUAGACUCUGGCGCAGAUGGUGGUCCACUUAUUCGACUGAGGGAAGCCAUCGUUGUCGAUUGGAACGAGGGUGCUUACAAUGCACUGUUUGACGAAAAACUAUGGAUGUCUUGCGAGACACUACCUGACCCAGAACUCGACAAGGCUCAACAAUCCCGUGCCAGACGCAGAAAGAACGGUAUUACGCUCGAAGACUGCCUUGAUGAGUUUGAACGCGAAGAGGUUCUGUCCGAGCACGACACGUGGUAUUGCCCACGCUGCAAACAACACCAACGUGCCUCCAAGAAAUUCGACCUGUGGAAGACUCCAGAUAUCUUGGUUGUUCACUUGAAGAGAUUUAGCUCAAGUGGUUAUCGUAGGGAGAAGCUGGAUGUACUAGUCGACUUCCCCAUCGAAGGCCUGGACCUAACCCGCAGAGUUUCCGAGCCGGAGAGCGGUAAAACAGAGAUCUAUGAUCUCAUUGGUGUCGAUUGUCACUGGGGAGGCCUGGGAGGCGGUCAUUACACCGCCCAUGCCAAGAACUUUGUCGACGGCCAAUGGUACUCAUACAAUGACUCGUCUGUUUCUAGGGCCAACACCGAUAAGAUCGUUGAUGUGACGGCCUACCUUCUGUUCUAUCGUCGCCGCUCAGACACUCCCCUUGGUGGCCCUCGCUUCAAAGAAAUCAUUGAUGAUAUGGAGAAAUCAGAAUCCGAGGACGACGCUGCCGACUCGGGGGAAGGUCGGCGACUCGACGAGGGUUCCUCCCCAACUGGGUCGUCGAGCGCAUUCCAGGAGCAAGGUCUCGGAGCUACUCGCCAGCACAAGCAAGACGAUCAUGGUGGUAGAACCCAUGGCUCGGCCGCUUUCGAAACCAAGAGCGAUGACGGGACCAUGCAACUGACCGAUGCGUCAUUCGAUGACGGUAAUCAGCCCCUUCGCCGAAGCAUCGAGGAUGACGAGGGCAUCGGAAUGACUGAAAACCCCAAGCACACGUCUGCUAAUGCGUACCAGCAGACUUGGGACUUCGCCCUAUUAACGAGUAAUAAUCUGGCCAAUGGUGAUACUGGCCCUGCAAGUCCGGUUGGCUCUGGUGCUGCCACUGAUGAAGCCCAGCACGAUUCUUCCGGCGAUUCCGUCUUUAGUCGUGCCGGCGACUUGGACCACGACACAGACAUGGAGAACGUACCCGGUGCUAGCCAUAUUGAGCUCGCUACGGCAGCCGACCCAGACCCCCCAGCUUAUAGCCAAGAACCUCCGCCGCCCGACUAUAGGGCCGAGAUAUCUCGUGAGGACAUGUCUCAGUUCUGGAAUGCUAGGCAUGACAUUCACGAGGUUGUCGCUAAGGGCGACGAUCAAGGGUCUGAAGAAGCCGUCGAGAUACGAGUCGAGGAAGAAGAGGACAAGGACAAGCAGGACUAG
Molecule: messenger RNA, 4914 nt
Organism: Pestalotiopsis fici W106-1
Lineage: Eukaryota; Fungi; Ascomycota; Sordariomycetes; Amphisphaeriales; Sporocadaceae
Exons: 6
Coding region: 1-4914 (1637 amino acids)
Biological process (GO): protein deubiquitination
Molecular function (GO): cysteine-type deubiquitinase activity
Source: RefSeq, a predicted model, not a curated record